Molecule: messenger RNA, 507 nt
Organism: Clunio marinus
Lineage: Eukaryota; Metazoa; Arthropoda; Insecta; Diptera; Chironomidae
Source: the annotation of a GenBank genome assembly
AUUAUUUAUUUUUGCAAAUUGUCGCAGUUUAAAUAAAAUUUCACUGCUGACACUGUUUGGAUUAGUUAUUUUAAAGAAUCAUACGAUAGACCUUAUAUUUUUUGAGAGAAAAAAGAGACGAGAAUGGCCUCAAGAUUAUACGCAGCAAUGAUUUCGGCGGCGACUCCGAUGGUACCAGCCAGACUUACACCACUUUGGAAUCAUCCAGCUGGACCAAAAACAGUAUUUUUCUGGGCACCAGUAUUCAAAUGGGGUCUGGUUUUAGCUGGUUUAAAUGAUCUUCGUCGGCCAGCUGACACAUUGUCUGUGGGUCAGUCAGCUUCACUUGCAGCAACUGGCGUUAUCUGGUCUCGCUAUUCACUCGUCAUUAUCCCAAAGAACUACGGAUUGUUCUCAGUAAACGUUUUUGUCGCACUAACACAAUUCGUCCAACUUUAUCGUGCUUUUACAUUCAAAAAAAGUGUGGAAGCGAUUGCUGGUGUUCCCGAAGUGACGCCUGCAAAUUAA